Molecule: messenger RNA, 426 nt
Organism: Laccaria bicolor S238N-H82
Lineage: Eukaryota; Fungi; Basidiomycota; Agaricomycetes; Agaricales; Hydnangiaceae
Product: carbohydrate-binding module family 13 protein
Exons: 5
Source: RefSeq, a predicted model, not a curated record
CCUCCUGCUCAACCGCGGACGUUCCCCCCCACCGGCAGCGCCCUCCAUCCCAAUGGAAACCUUAACAAAUGCUUGGACGUUCAAGCCGCUGUGUAUGCGAACGGAACCCCUGUUCAGAUAUACGACUGUAACGGCACCGGAGCGCAGAAAUGGGUUCUCAGCAAGGGCAGCACGAAGAUCCUAGUCGCGGGUACAAAUUAUUGUCUUGAUGCUGGGUCUGCCCCCGCGAACGGCGUCGCCAUGAAAAUAUGGCAGUGCUAUGAUAACCUUGCGGCUCAACAGUGGAUGUAUGGGAAUGAUAAUAAGAUUACUUUGGAGGGGAAAGGACAAUGUCUGGACUUGGAAAGUGGGAACACGAAGAAUGGGGGCAAGGUGCAGACUUGGCAGUGCAGCAAUGGGAAUAAUAACCAGGUGUGGACGAAGUGA